AUGAACGCCCCAGAUAAAUUCGAACUAUUCUUACUAGGUGAAGGUGAAUCAAAACUAAACAUCGAACCUGAUACUAAAGCUCCAAACGCUGUAGUAAUAACAUUCGAAAAAGAAGACCAUACCCUAGGUAACCUGAUCAGAUCCGAAUUGCUAAACGAUUCAAAAGUUUUAUUCGCAGCUUACAAAGUAGAACAUCCUCUAUUCGCAAGAUUUAAACUGAGAAUCCAAACUGUAGAAAAUUACGACCCAAAAGAUGCUCUCAAAAACGCUUGCAAUAACAUCAUCAAUAAAUUAGGCAUAUUGAAAACAAAUUUCGAAACCGAAUGGAACUUACAAACUCUAGCAUCUGAUGAAAAUUUUUAA
Messenger RNA from Vanderwaltozyma polyspora DSM 70294, 363 nucleotides. RefSeq names its product DNA-directed RNA polymerase II core subunit RPB11 (gene RPB11). NCBI's taxonomy places the organism in Eukaryota, Fungi, Ascomycota, Saccharomycetes, Saccharomycetales, Saccharomycetaceae. Gene Ontology annotation, biological process: transcription by RNA polymerase II. The transcript has a single exon. The record is from RefSeq and is a predicted model, not a curated record. Gene Ontology annotation, molecular function: protein dimerization activity; DNA binding. Gene Ontology annotation, cellular component: RNA polymerase II, core complex. The coding region runs from base 1 to 363 and encodes 120 amino acids.